GACGGUUUAGCUCAUGAAUAUUAAUCGCGUCGCCUUCACCGUAGUAGGAGGAACAGUAAAUCCGCUUCCCGGUCGCGCACGGAGCUCCGCCGCCGUGAUUGCAGCGAAACAGAGGAAGAACGAGACGAGUUGACUACAAUCACUCUUUCUGAAUUCAAAGUUACACCAUUUUCCAGUUCCUUCCGUACGUUUGAGUCAUGUGAGGGAGAUUGUAAUGUCCACAGAGCAGGAUAAAGAUUCAUUCUCUCUAAAACGAAACCGAGGAGGUGACGGGGGGCUGGAUAUUUUAGGCGGUCCUGGGCUGCUGUUGGGAAGCCCAGAGAAAAAGAGACGCAGGUCGAGCACACAGGCGCCAUCCUUCUCUCCUCUGUCUGAAUAUGCGCCGCCUCCAAACCCGAGCGCGGAUCACUUAAUAGCCUCCAAUCCUUUCGAUGACGAUUACAACUCGCCAUCCCUGAAGGCUCUUCCUCCUGCCAACCCUUAUUUUGUCCACUCACAUUACCCAGGGUUUAGCAGCUAUGGGCCGCCGAGGAUGUCGCCCAGGAUGCCUUCUCCAUUCGGGGCUCCUUACCAGAUGCGAAACCAGCCUCAUCCUUUUCCCCAGAAUCCCAUGGGAUACAACCGGACGCCGGGAUUUAACUACAGCCACCCUGAAAACCCAAAUUACGGGCAGCCGUUUAGCAGCAACAUCCACUUCAGACCAAAUCCAGGAGAGCACCUCAGUCUUCAAAAUCUGAGGCAAAGUGCUAGUCCAGGUGGACUGGUUUUCAGUCCGGAGGGGAAUCCGAGCCCGAAUCUCUCUCAGCCACAGAAUAACUUCAUGCAGUGCAUUACGCCAACGCCCAAACAGGACCCGAGUGAAGCCAUGAACAAAAGCACCACGCAAAACUGUGAAGAAAACAAGACUCAGGACAACGCGCCAGAGCUGAAGACAAAGAGCGGAGCGGAAAAACUCAACGGCGUCCUUCACGCCAACAACGAAGCCAUGAAGAAGUCGCCACGACCCACAGGCAACAACGGCGUUUCGAGCAAUAAUAAAGUUGUGAACAGAAGGAGCACAUCGUCCUCGUCCGAGCCCGUCUAUCCGUGUGGCAUAUGCCUGAGCGAAGUGAACGAUGACCAAGAGGCCAUUCUGUGCGAGGCAUCCUGUCAGAAAUGGUUCCACAGAGUUUGCACUGGAAUGACGGAGACGGCGUACAAUCUGCUAACGGCCGAGACGUCCGCGGUUUGGGGUUGCGAUGCUUGCAUGGAGGACAAAGGAGCGCAGCUGCUAAAAACACGAGAGGCGUCAGGGACAAUCACGAGCGCGACUGACACUGAGAGCCACUGAAGUGUCAAAGUCCCUACUCUAAUUGAGUUCCAAAGUUUUACUGGAGCAUCCUUUGGUUUCGACUCACCUGGAAUGCUUUUAAUAGUGUUGAAAAUGUGUUUUUUUUUGGAGAAAGGAGAAAGUGAGGGUGAGUGAGUGAUUAGAAAUCAUUUUUUGAACGCACACUACUUUUGAAAAGUUUGGAGUCGGUAAGAUUUUUUUAUUUAUUUAGUCUCUUCUGCUCACCGAAGCUGCACUUAUUUGAUCAAAAAUACAGUAAAAACUGUGAAAUAUUAUUGUAAUUUAAAAUAAGUUAAUAUAUUGU
Carassius auratus (goldfish) is the source of this 1634-nucleotide messenger RNA. RefSeq names its product pygopus family PHD finger 1 (gene pygo1). The coding region runs from base 215 to 1330 and encodes 371 amino acids. The transcript is spliced from 3 exons. The record is from RefSeq and is a predicted model, not a curated record. NCBI's taxonomy places the organism in Eukaryota, Metazoa, Chordata, Actinopteri, Cypriniformes, Cyprinidae.